CGCUUUCUUUAUUUCCCUUUCGGACACUAGGGGAUCCUCGACAGCUGGUAGCUCUGUCCUGGGGUUAAUACCAGCGAUCCUAUUAAGGAUCUGGAGCUGGAUUAAGGAUCUGUGAACAAUUGGAAAAGGGAUUGUUCUAGGAAAUAUAGAUGAGGUGAAAAAAAAAAAAAAAGCAACCAAACCACAAUCCAUGCAGAUUUCUAUAACUCCAAUAACUUUAACCAAAUCAAACACAGAAACACACUGGCUGGGAGAUGUGUGCAGUGUGUGCCGAUGUGUGUGUCUGCGUGUUAGUAGACUCACGGCGACAGUUUUACAAUCUGCUUUAACACACACGCAGCAGCUCCACCCUACAAUCAGAGCAGCUUAUAUUACUUAUAACCUGGACUUAUAUUCCAAGUUAUACAUUUUAUCUGAUUCAGCCAAUCACAGCACAGUACGUACUGUAUCUACAUCUUGCCUUUGUUAAUCCUAUUGUUUCUCAUAAUAUAUUUACUAUAUUUCAGAUACUUAUCAGCUAUUUUUAUGAAAGAAUUCUUCUAAACUGAUUGGCUAUAGUGUAAAAAAAUAAAAAGCAUCUUAUUUGCAUGUACUCGCUCCAAAUUUGUGCAUUUAUUUACAGGAAUGUUUAUAGCAAGGGCAGGCUAAGCGUCCUUUCUAAACACUGCAAUCAGGAUGAUGUGUAUGUCAUUCGUUUUCCAAGGAAAUCUCCAUACGGUGUCUCUCUGGGUAAUUUCCCCAAACACUCAUUCAUUAUCAUUAGAGCGCAUAUGUUUGUCUUUUAAACAAUGUUAACAAAUGGACGUGAUUAUACAAGCUCCUUGUCACGGCUUUCAUUUUUUCCUAUGAAAGUCGGCCAAUGUUCCAGGAAUUAAAUUAUCUUGAAGGUUAGUUAAUUAUUUUAAAGAGCUUAAAUGCCAAGCAUGGACAGCUCCGGUGUAAUUAAGAUUAUAAAGUCUUUACUCAAGCCCGGAGUUAAUGAACGGCGUGUCAGCUUGCUUCAGAAUGGCUAUGUUGGCUGAAUCCUUAACCACAAUUAAAAAUUGUCCAGUUGCUCAGAUAUGUUUUGACAUGGAAAGCAUUAGAGAGUGUAAUUUUUAGAGAGCUAGCUGGAAAUAUAUCUGAUGGUCGUGGUAGGGCUUGUUUCCUAGUUCAUGACAGAUUUCAUUUGGCUGAGAAAACAUCUUUAAAGAAUGAGAAUCAAACCAGAUUCUGUGUUGUGUGUGUGUGUGUGUGUGUGUGUGUACGUACCCUUGAGAGUAACAUUUUAAAGGCUGGAGAACACAAUUCCCACUGUGAAGCAUGGUGGUGGGAGCACCAUGUUGCAGGCAUGCUUUUCAUCAGCAGGAACUAUUCCAGACUACUCUGGGUGUGGAGACCUUCUCUAACAUCUGAGACGCCAUAAAGAAGAACCCUGAGGAUAACGGCAGGUCCCUCUCUUCUUCUCGUUUCUCAUCCUCCCCGGAUGAGAAACAUCAUCACCCUAAUCACCAUCAAGCAGCAGCUCAUCUAAGGUCUUUUUUCUCUGGACAUUAAAGCCAUCAUGCUUUUCACCACAGCACUCUGUGAUUAUCCUGAUUACAGUAACAGUAAGCAAGUAAAAUGGACUAUAUAACACAACACUUGAUUCGCUCCAACUUUGAAUGCACAGCAAAACAGAUGUACAUGGUCCAGAUGUGGCCCAGGUCCAUUGGCUAUUGCCAAGUUUAUAGUCACAUGUGCCCCAAAUGUCCAUGCUAUCUCUGUAAAUAGUUAGCCUAGCUAAUUCUAACUCUUCCGCAGGUAACGUUACCUUUAGCUAACAAUAAGGUAACUAUUAUAUUAUGUAAUAAGAUCACUAAUUUAAUUGUAAUUAAUGUAGUUAUUUAUCCUCAUUCCUAUUCAUAGCCAAAAAGAAACACUUGGAAGCAACACUCCAUGUUGUGCUGUUACAGGAAAAUAAUCAACAGCAGGUGUGAUGGUGCGCUGAAGCUGAAUGACUUUUACCGUCGCUAAGUUGUUUAUUUUCCUGUAACAGCGCAUCCUGAAAUGUUUUAUUCCUCUUAUACUACAGCGAUUUGCUAAUAGUUACAUUUUUUUAAUUUAGCAACGAACAUGGUGUACUUUUUUAUCUGUUUCCUCUCUAGCUUGUGAUGUGAAUGAGAAACCGGAAUAAACCUACUGACUAUUACGAAGCGCUGACACUGGAGACUCCUUCCAUUAAUGUUAAAUAAGACAACUUCAGUGAUUACACAUUCUUGUUUUUUUUUUUUUCCCCUAAGGUUUAUUAUUAGCCUCAGAUUAUGUGAAGCGUCCAUCAUUCAAUUUGCUAGGAUAUUAAUAUAAAGGUGUGAGUUGCAGAUGCAGCGUUGUCUUCUGUACACCUUCUGACCAAUCAGGAUGCGGAAUGCAACAGCGCUGCGGUAUAAAACUGUUUUCUUACACAACAGCCGAGAUUAGUGCUUGGAUAUGAAGUGGUGUAGUGCACUCCAUUUCCAGCAGGGAGUCAUUUGAAACACAGCCAGAAGAAGAUGCUGAGGAAGAAAAGGAUACUGACGAAGCCUUUUGAUGAGGGUUAGGAUCAGGUUACAUUUUUUUUUUUUUUUUGAAUUGUUGAAAAGUGAAAAGAGAAAGCGAUGGAGUGAGCGAGAGAGUGAGAGAGAGGGAGAGAACUGUGCGCUGUUUGAAUGAGAUGUGAGAAUGAGUGCAGUGUGCUCGAGUUACUACACCGCGGAGAAGGAGCUGGUGAGUGCGUUCACAUGUCCGAAAGCCGGCGGGGACGAGCGCGCGCGGUUCUGCUGCGGCUUCAACGACAUUAAAUACUGCUGUGACGAUCCCAACAGCUUCUUUCCCUACGAGUACGGAUACAUGUGGUGGCUCAGUAUUGGUGCUCUGAUAGGUCUGUCCGUAGCUGCGGUGGUGCUCUUGGCCUUCCUGGUCACUGUGUGUGUUCUCUGCAUCCUCUUCAUCAACACUAAACCCAGUCGGCUGGACAGCGGCCUUCCUCUCAGCGAGCCGGGUCGUGAGCUGAGUCCUGCUCCCAGCCCUUCCACCGGACCUCAAGGUUUCCACAAACAUUUCCCAAGUAGCAAACUGCACUGUGCCGAGCAGCGGGCCGAACCCGAGCGUGUGUUUCAGCCCUGCUUCAGGGUCACCGUGGCCAGAGUGAAUGCUGAAGGGCCCUCGUAGGAGCCGAGUCCACUGGCAGGUGCUUUUAUUCAGGCAGAGUCAGAAGCCAAGUCAAGCCCCAAGCUGAGCGGUUGAAGGUUAACGGUCCUGCUCAAGAGCUCAUGAACACGAAAUAGUGAACACGAAAACGACAGAAAUGGCGCAGCGGGGUUGUAGUUGGUGGCGGAGUGGACAGGAACCUCAGCUCAAGCACGGACUCGGAAAUAGAAAUUCAUCUCAGCAGAUUUUCUCAUCGUGAAACGCAGUGACAAGUCAUUCAUUUACAGCGAAAUCUGAAAAGUGAGUAAGUGACGUGAAAAAGGAGACUUUAUGAGAUGCCAAUAUGGCCGGUGGAACAGUGUAUGUUUUUUCACCACUUUUGAACAUUAUCUGUGUUUUUAGGCUCCAGAUUCUUGCUCUUACUCCCAGAUCGUGAACAAGUCAGAGAUAUUCUACUAUAUUCUGCGUUAUUAACCACAUCUGACCUUUUUUUUGCCUGUUUUCAGCAAGAUAUUCAGGUAUGGAAUGAGAAAUGCUAUAGUACUGACAGCCAUGUUACAAGUGGCUACGCUUACGCUAGUACUCAUGUUUGAAUUGUGAUUGGUUGGCACAUAUUUCAUUUUAAUAAUAUUUAGUUAAGCAUUAAUGUAAUAUACGUUACAAUAUAUUUAACUGUAUUUAAACAUAUACCACUUUUUAGAUUUGGUAUAAAAAGCUAAAAUCAUAAAAUCUAAUCAUAAAAAAGUCUAUUUCUGAACUUAUCUUAUAGCAAAAUAAUCUUAUAUCUUAUAUUUAUAGCAAUUUAAAAAAAAACUUUUCCAACAAUUCCACAGCCAUCCGUGGCCGGGUGACCAAGAGAGCAAAACUGGCCGUGCGCUCUGGGUGGGAGGGGCAUAGUCUCUCGCCGCUGUCAAUCACAGGGAAACUUGUGAGGAAAGAGUUUUAGUCAGCGCAGCACCCUGCCGCACCACCGGCGCAUUCACACUGGAGAGAAACGAAAGCGUUUUAACUGUCAGAAUAAUCUCAAAACGCACCAGCGUGUGCACGCGGCAGAGAAGCCAGACCACUUUUCAGGAGUUUCAAACGUGAGAGUAAUCUCCAAACACUGUAGUAUUGCUCAGAUUCAGCUAUUUAACGACGUUUAAAAGACACAAGUGUAUUAACACACGUGACAGCUUUCCACGCAGAUCAAUGAACCUAUCAAAUAAAGACACAUAAUUAUCAAUUAUCAACUGUAACUUUGCAAUUUAUAUAGUUAUCGACUGAAUUUCUCUUGAAGUGUUCACAUCACAUAGUAUCAAUUUUUCAAUUUUUUUUUUCAAAUGAUUGCUUAAAAUAAUUAUUUAAUUAAAAAAAAAUUGUAAUCGUAAUAUUUAUUGUAAUCUUCCUGGAACAAGCUGAGUCGAUAAACAUAAUAAACCUAAUAAACAUCACCGUAUUGUUGGAUAUUCAGUAUAUAAAUUCGUCAUAUCAAUAUUGUUUUUUUCUGAAUGGAGCUAGCCGAGACAUGAGUAAGUUCUCAGACGCAUCGUAACAGAGACGAAGUUUGUCAUUUUUCUGCUGUUUCUUUGUGGCAUGGAUGUAUUUGCGUUCCUGGUGAAAUGACCUGCAGCUGCAUUAAGCAGUUCAUAUGGUUGGAUCAUAAUAAUCAUCACCAUAAGAAUAUCAGAGUAUACGAAAUGCAUGUGUCUGUGUGUUAUUGAAAUCAUUAGUCAAACUUGAUGUCAAGUUUUAGCAC
Messenger RNA from Pangasianodon hypophthalmus (striped catfish), 4885 nucleotides. RefSeq names its product protein shisa-like-2A. Bases 2680 to 3168 code for a protein of 162 amino acids. Lineage: Eukaryota; Metazoa; Chordata; Actinopteri; Siluriformes; Pangasiidae. The transcript has 3 exons. The record is from RefSeq and is a predicted model, not a curated record.